This is a messenger RNA of Leptopilina heterotoma, 1424 nucleotides long. RefSeq names its product glycerophosphodiester phosphodiesterase 1. Gene Ontology annotation, biological process: lipid metabolic process. The record is from RefSeq and is a predicted model, not a curated record. NCBI's taxonomy places the organism in Eukaryota, Metazoa, Arthropoda, Insecta, Hymenoptera, Figitidae. The coding region runs from base 95 to 1180 and encodes 361 amino acids. The transcript is spliced from 5 exons. Gene Ontology annotation, molecular function: phosphoric diester hydrolase activity.
UGUCAAAUUAAUUGAAGAAGAAAAAACCAAAGAAAUUAUAUUUUUAUCAAAUUCGAAAUCGAUUGCAAUUAUUAAAUUGAGAUUUUUAUUUGUGAUGUGGAGCACCGUAGAAUUAUUUUUUAAUGGUGCUUUGUUGUGGAUUAUCUUCGAGGUUUCUUGCAUUUUAUUGGUGAAUGCAUUUUAUUUUUCUGUACCUUGGUUCGUUUGGGGUGCUUUAAUUGUGACAGUGAUAUUAUGGUUUUUAAAACUUCCACAACCCGACUCGACUAUUGUGAAAGAGAUAUUUGGAGAUGAUCUUUUAAAUCUAAAGAGGAUUAAUAAUUCUUGCAAUGACAUUCAGGAUAAUAAGAAGCAAUAUUGCAUGCGUGUUGUCGCUCAUCGUGGUGGAGGCUACGAUUAUCCAGAAAACAGCUUAGCGGCUUUUCGUAAUUGCAAGGAAAAGGGCUGCAAUGUGGUGGAAUUUGAUGUAGCCCUUACAAAAGAUAACAUUCCAAUAAUAUUCCAUGAUGUAACAAUUGAAAGACUAACAGGCCACGUAGGAAUGGUUAAAGAAAUGACAUGGAGUGAACUUAAAGAAUUAGAUAUAACGUACAAUCAUCCUCUUAGAAAUAAAUUUCUGAGUGGUGCAAAAAUCGCCUUAUUUGAUGAGGCGAUUAAAGAAUGUUUGGAAAAUGGUCAACGUAUGUUCAUUGAUAUCAAGGAAAAAGAUCUGGCAAUCGUGCAAAUAAUUGUUAAUGCUUUUAAUAGUAAUCCGGAGUUAUUUCGAAAAGCAGUGGUGUCGAGUUUUAAUCCUCUAGUUAUUUACAUGAUAAGAAAGAAGGAGCCAAGAAUUAUAUCAAGCCUGGCUUGGAGGCCUCGAAUUUUCUCAACAACGAAUUACACUGGUUUGGAUGGACCCACCAUUGGACGCUUUCGUAGUCCAUUUAAAAAUCUCUUUGCCACAUUUGUCGACAUCCUUCAUGACUGGGCCUUACAUCGUUUCACUUAUUACAUUUUGGGCAUUUCCGCAAUAUUAUUGCACAAAGACGUUGUCAAUCCUGACGUUGUACGUUGGUGGCACAAAAGGGGAAUACGUGUAAUUAUAUGGAUUGUAAAUCUGCCAUCCGAAAAAGCGCACUUUUCAAGAGUUCUCAAAGUACCAUAUCUAACGGACACUUUACUAUCUGAAGAGAUACUUUAAUUAAAGUAAUUUUUAUUUUCCUUUUUUCAUACCAAAAUGAUUUGACGUUAUACUUUAAAGUAUAUAAGAAAUUCGACAUUUUUUUUUAAUAUUGCAAUCAUUAAAUAAAUUAAAUAUCUUUUCAUACGCAUUGCCUAAAGAAUUUUUAGUUUUUAAACAUCAACUUAUAAAAUCUACGAUUGAAAAUAAUAGAUAAUAAACUCUGUAUAUACAAUAUACAUAUUAUAUAUUUUAUAUAAAUUGA